GAUCUCUCUGUUCAAGCCGAAAGGCAUCUUCAAAGGGGCAUUGCCUCCCUCCCAACUUGGCUCAGUCGCUUUCUUGGGCAUCGCGGCCAAAAAUUACCACCUUCUCCCACGUACAUUCUGUGCAUUUGGGGCUUUAUAGGUGCGUUUGGUGGCGUUGGUAUUCUCUUCGCAGUAUUUGCGCAUACAGAAUAUUUCACCAGUCGAGCUGUUCCCCCCAUCGUCGCCUCAUAUGGCGCAUCGGCUAUACUGUGUUACGGUGCCAUUGAUGUACCUCUCGCCCAGCCUCGAAAUCUGGUCUUUGGGCACUUCUUCUCGGCUCUCAUCGGUGUCAUUGUGGCAACUAUAUUUGGAUUCGACCUGAAAGAUGACACUCCAGACAAGCUGCAAUGGCUCGGUGCGUCGUUGUCCACUGCAAUUGCUCUUGUCGUCAUGCACCUCACCAAAACCACGCACCCACCGGCCGGAGCAACGGCACUUCUUCCAUGUGUAGACGCCACGAUCUGGGCUCUGCGAUGGUAUUUCUUACCGGUUGUUUUGCUUUCUUCGAGCCUCGUACUCGUCAGCGCCUUAUUGGUCAACAACCUGCAACGACAAUACCCCAAGUUUUGGAUCGCCCCGAUCCCGCCC
This is a messenger RNA of Aaosphaeria arxii CBS 175.79, 627 nucleotides long. RefSeq lists its product as uncharacterized. The transcript has 2 exons. NCBI's taxonomy places the organism in Eukaryota, Fungi, Ascomycota, Dothideomycetes, Pleosporales. The annotation marks the transcript as partial. The record is from RefSeq and is a predicted model, not a curated record.